Penicillium salamii is the source of this 1074-nucleotide messenger RNA. The record is from the annotation of a GenBank genome assembly. Lineage: Eukaryota; Fungi; Ascomycota; Eurotiomycetes; Eurotiales; Aspergillaceae.
AUGUUCUCACUAAAAUCCUCGCUGGGGCUUUUCGCACUCUGUUCCAUUGCGUUUCCCGUUGCAGAUGCCAAAAGCUCUUGUAAGAGUCCUCAACCUGGCUUGCCUAACGUCACCAUUCUCGCCACCGGUGGCACAAUUGCCAGCAAGGCUUCAUCCAAUACGCAAACCACGAAUUACCAGGUCGGCGUCGGUAUUGAUGCCUUACUCAGCGCAGUGCCCGAGAUUUGCAACAUAUCGAACGUCUCCGGAAUGCAAGUCUCAAAUGUCGACAGCGCUUCAAUCAAUACUACAAUUUUACUCGACUUGACAACGCGUGUCAAAGCGGAGCUGGCGGACCCGACCGUACACGGUGUCGUUGUCACGCACGGAACGGACACUUUGGAAGAGACGGCCUUUUUUCUUGACCUGGUGGUGAACUCGACAAAGCCAGUUGUGAUAACAGGUGCUAUGCGACCAUCUACCGCACUGAGCGCAGAUGGUCCGUUGAAUCUGUAUCAGGCAGUGAAGUUGGCCGCAUCCAAGACGGCCUAUGCUCGCGGAGUAAUGGUUUCAUUGAAUGACCGCAUCGGUAGCGCGUUUACUUCUACAAAGAACAAUGCCAAUUCCCUCGAUACUUUCCACGCAACCGAGCAAGGCCAAUUGGGAUUCUUCAUUGACCAAGUCCCAAAAUUCUACCCUUCUCCCUCGACUCCUCGAAACAAACCACGAUUCGAUGUUACUGGUCAGAAAACGCUGCCUGCAGUUGAUAUUCUUUAUGGACACCAGGAAUCAAACUCUCAUCUUAUUCGGGCCUCAAUCGAAUCCGGAGCCAAGGGGAUCAUAUUUGCGGGAGUGGGGGCUGGAGGCUGGAGUCUUGAUGGUCUGAAAAGUGCUCAGGGGGCAUACAAUCAGUCAGGAAUCCCGAUGGUCUUCAGCCGACGAACAAAUGAUGGGUUUGCGGGAGGAGACAGUAUCUACCCAUUCCAAAUGACUAGUGGAUUUUUGAAUCCACAAAAGGCUCGAGUAAUGCUUCAGCUUUCACUCAAUGCCGGAUACUCGAACGACGAAAUUCGCAAGAUGUUCGAAGGGCAGUGA